Molecule: messenger RNA, 2299 nt
Organism: Cydia pomonella (codling moth)
Lineage: Eukaryota; Metazoa; Arthropoda; Insecta; Lepidoptera; Tortricidae
Exons: 1
Coding region: 149-2131 (660 amino acids)
Biological process (GO): DNA integration
Molecular function (GO): nucleic acid binding
Source: RefSeq, a predicted model, not a curated record
UAACAUUCGGAUCCCAAGAUGCGUGGUAUGUGAUAGUCCUGCAUUUAUUGAAUUAGUGGCAUUUGGUGACGCAUCCACUCAUGCUUACUCAGCAUGCGUUUAUCUCAAGUCCGUAGAUAAAGACGGCCGUGUGUCAGUACAUUUAGUGAUGGCAAAGAGCCGCGUAAGUCCUCUGAGGCCUUUAACUAUUCCUAAAAUGGAACUGAAUGGUUCCCUUCUAGCCGCUCAUUUGGUGGAAAAGGUUAGAACAUCGUUUAGGCUACAGAUCAAUCGUUGUACUUACUGGUGCGAUUCAACAAUUGUUUUAGGGUGGAUAAAAUCAUCUAAAAACUAUAUGCUUAAACCUUAUGUCAAUAACAGAAUUCAAGAAAUUUUGCAAAGGACUAAACCAUCAGAAUGGCAUUACGUACCCACCAACAUGAAUCCAGCAGACAUAGGAUCUCGGGGUGCAACUCCGGCACAGUUAGAAGUAUGUCCUUUAUGGUGGACAGGACCUACAUUCUUAUUAGGAGACGAAUCGUCAUGGCCCGCCCAACCAAAUUACGCUAAAGAAAGCGAAUUGCCUGAAUUCAAAGCUCAGUGCACAUUAAUUACCCAAAAAGAUGAUUAUUCCAGCUACAUCUCUGAUUUUAUUCAAAGGUUUUCAAAUUGGAAUAAAUUACUGCGCGUCGUAGCCUAUGUUCAACGUUUUAUACACAAUUACAUGCAUCCAAACAAUAAACUCGUUGGGCACUUAAAAAUUCACGAGCUUCAUUCUUCGUUAAAUGCUUUAUGCAGAUUUGCCCAACGUGAAACAUUUCUGAAGGAAUACGAUAUAUUAAAACGCAACAAUAAGUUGCCUGUUAAAAACCAACUUAAUGAGUUGAACCCGUUUUUUAAUGCCGAAGACGCUCUUAUAAGGGUAGGAGGUAGGUUGUCAAACUCAUUUUACCAUUUUGACACAAAACACCCUAUAUUACUCCAUUCAUCACAUCACGUCACAAUCUUACUUUUCAGAUAUUACCACAUGUUAUUAUUGCACGGUGGACCACAGCUCCUACUAGCCAGCUCUCGCCACAAAAUAUGGGUUAUUGGUGGUAGAAAUUUGGCUAGAAAAACUGUGCAAAAAUGUGUAAAAUGCUGUCGUUUUUCCGGUAAGGUUAGACAGCCAAGGAUGGGUGAUCUUCCUGAACCUCGGGUUCAUGCAGAAUAUCCCUUUUUUAGCACGGCUGUUGACUAUGCUGGCCCAGUAAUGAUAUUGAACCGAAAAGGUAGAGGUAGCAAGUUAAUCAAAGCUUACUUAUGCAUUUUCGUUUGCCUUGCCGUAAAGGCUGUUCACAUCGAACUUGUGACUGAUCUGACCAGUGAAACAUUCAUGGCCGCCCUGCACCGAUUCAUAGCCCGCAGAGGAAAACCUGCACAUAUUUACUCUGAUAACGGUCGUUGUUUUGUGGGAGCCUGCACUGAAUUAUCUCGAUUCCUUAAACAAAGUUCAAAUCAAAUAAGUUCUGAUGCAUCAAAAAUAUCAAUAAAAUUCCACUUCUCACCUGCUUAUAGUCCCCAUUUUAAUGGUUUAGCGGAGAGUGCAGUUCGGUCAGUCAAACAUCAUUUAAAGCGAAUUAUUUCUGGUACCAACUUAACCUAUGAAGAACUGAAUACCGUUUUAAUUAUGACCGAGGCAAUUUUAAACGGAAGACCCCUCACUCCUUUAUCUUCAAAUCCUUCGGAUCUUUCAGCCCUCACUCCGUCAUAUUUUUUGAUCGGACGAACAGACACGUUGCUCCCAUCUCCCCAGGCCCCUGAAUCUGCUGCCAUCUGCACCUUGUCACGUUACAUGCGAGUUCAACGACUAAAGGCCCACUUUUGGUAUCGAUUUUACAAUGAAUACAUUUCAGAGCUCCAAAAACGUCACAAAUGGACCAAAGAUGGAGGACAACUCAAAUUAGGAGAAAUGGUGCUUGUCAAGGACGACCGACUGCCUCCAAACCAAUGGUUACUGGGUCGAGUAACACAACUUUAUCCCGGCACUGAUGGAAUAUCCCGAGUGGCCGAUGUACUCACCAUGUCUGGAACUGUCCGGCGCGCCUUCAAUCGCCUAUGCCCAUUGCCAGUAGAAGACAAGAGCUCGGUUCCUGGGGGGCCAAUAUGUUAACGCCUCGUAUAUGUGUGCCAUGCAUGAGACACACAUACACACACAGCGACAGCAGCGCGGGCGCGGCCCACGCCCCACUCUUCAUCUAACCAGCAACGCAUACGUACAUAUAGUACUUACCUACCAUGUAGUUUUUUAUUACUCAUUAAAAAGUGGUAAAUUUUGGAA